Messenger RNA from Ceraceosorus bombacis, 1956 nucleotides. NCBI's taxonomy places the organism in Eukaryota, Fungi, Basidiomycota, Exobasidiomycetes, Ceraceosorales, Ceraceosoraceae. The record is from the annotation of a GenBank genome assembly.
AUGGCUUCCCACCUGGGUCGUCGUCAAGCCGGGACGUUUGCGCCACCAGGAAGCAACAAUGGUGGCGGCGGAGAUUCAUGGCCAUGGAAGUGGUUGCUCUUUCUCAUCCUCAUCGUCUUCAUCUUUGCUAUCGUCGUGCUUGUGGUUUGGCGGGUGAGCAGAAGGAGAAGAAGGAAUAGAAAUCGGAUGAGCGUGCUUCGCAAUGUCAAUCUCGUCAUCGCAGAAGACGAAAAGGCAAAGGACAAAGCGCUUAGCAGAGGGAACAGCGUAAUGAGCAGGGUCAGCAGGAUGACGAGUAUUAGGGGUGGUAGCAGUCUGCAACACCAAAGCAGCGUGAACCAUGGCGCCAACGCUAAAUCCUUCGAGUCGAAUGCCGUUUCCGCCAAGGAGAAAGACGCGCCUAGAGAUGAUUUGGACAAACAGGAGUCCAAGGUGCUGGAGCACGCCUACGACAUCGACGAAAUUCUCAUUUCAAGAGGUGUGCUCAGUGCCUCUCAAAGGUCUAAGCACUCGCGGUACUCGCAAAAGUCAACCUCUGGAAGACCUUUGACAACUCCUGCGCGUGCACACAUCGCACGUCACGGAGCCAAUCAUCAACAAGCCCCUUUCCGUCCCGGCUCUGAGCGUAUCGAGCUGACUGAUGAGCCUCAGGAUCUGGAAGCGGGCACCAAUAGUGUCGGCGCUGGAGACGAAGCAGGCAGUAGCUCUCCUAGAGUGCGAAUAGUAUCACCGUCGUUCGCGCGUCCAGGAGGGCAUGCUAUGCGAGGCAGAGGUGGAUCGCGAGACGUCAAAGAGCUGAGCGUGAUAGGCGAAUCUGGCGCAAGCGAAGCGAUGUCCACCUCAGCUUUGGGUCUCUCCCGAUCUGAAACGACAGCAUCAGUUCUUGCCUCGGGCGAAGCGCCGUCGAACGAAUCUUCGACGUCUUCUGGUUCUGUGGCUCACGCAAGCAGGUACGGUCACUCGCAACGCGGUGCCAGUCAAAGCACUACUAGUACAGACAUCUCGCCAAGCGCCGCGUUUGCUGUUGAUCCUUUCAAGAGCCCAGCUGCGAGUAGUUCUGGCCAUGGGAACCAGGCUUCCUGGAGCGCUAUCAGCCAGCACAGCAACAAUGCAUACACGCCCGUCACUUCGCACGGCCACAUUGCACCUGCUGAGUCGUCUGAUCACCUCCACCGGCAAGGCUCCACCAAAUUGCAGCGAGACGGAUCCAACAAGGGUGGUGCUAUCGGCCGUAGGCUGAGUGCUGUCAUCCGUCUGAAGCAGCCAAAGUCUCCCAGAGAUCCGCGUACACCAAAUGUAGAAAUCAUGCAGCGCCAAGAAACACCGUCGCCAGAGUUCGAAAUGAUGAACGGACCCCGGGCCUCAGAAGCGCAAGCAGGGACGUCUGCCGCAGCUUUUGUUACCGACACAAAAGCUGCACAUACCCUUGCUGCGCCCACCACGCGAGACGCUGAGCAGCAACGUCAGGGCAGGACAUCGCUGGCCUUGUCAGACAAGUCAGCAAGCACCGCUGGUCAGAGGUACGCGAUUGGAUCUCCGCAAUCCAUCACUGUUGCAUUGCCAGCUGUGGAGGCGGGCGAGAAAGAGCAGCACAAGGCGACAUCUUCCUCCGAGGUCGGCUCUGGACCUUGGACGUACACGUCCAAGGCUCAACAGUGGCGGGAUCAGAAAGCCGCUGCUGCGGCAGCUGCCCGGCAAGAGCUAGGUCUCUCGACCACGGCUACGGAUGCGAAUAUCAGACGCUCUUCAUCCAUGCGGACACCCGAAUCGUCCACGAAAAAUACCGCCACGGCAGUCGUGCCAUCCAAGACGAGCACUUCUGCAACACAUUUGGCUGUUCCGACAAAGAGUCACAGCAUAGAAGUGGGUAGUUUGCCCUCCUCGCCUCUCAAAAGAACUCCAAGUAUAGGCGUUGCUGGAUCCAAGUUCAAGGAGACUUUCGACGAUGACGAUUGA